AUGCGGGUGUUCGCCGCCCUCUGUAUUUCCCUGAUCCACGUCCAUGGCCAAACAUCGGUUGGAAAAUCAGAGGAUUCAAUUCCGGUUAUUGAGAUCAGAGGUGAAGGGAAGCCGAUGACCGCCGCUCAAAUCCGACACCUGGAAGAGCUCAGUAACGGAGGACCAUUGGAUAUCAAGGCAGAAAAGACAUGGGUGCCGGCUAAAUGCGAUACCCCAGCGAAAAGAAAGGAUUUUGUCACAUUUCACUACAAAGUAUUCACCGAAGGUGGAAGAAAAAUCUAUCAAACAUACAAUGAAAGUCCUGUAACAAUUCAGCUAGGAGUAGGGAUGGCUAUGCCUGGUCUGGAUAAGGGUUUGAAAGGAAUGUGCACUGAAGAACUUCGAAAACUUCAAGUUCCAUAUCGAUUGAGUAGGAAAGCGAAGAGUAAAGUCUGGAAGCACAUCCCUAACGAUGAACAUUGGUUGACUUUCAAUUUGGAAAUGCUAUCUGUUGAACCGUACACGCAUAACAGACAGUUCAAAUUUCUCGAUGUCGAUGGGAAAGGAAAAUUGACAGAAGCAGUGCUUCUGAAAUGGUUGGGAAACAUGAAGCAGUACGGGAAAUCGUGGAAAAACGAGGAUAUUGACGAUAUUUCUGCCGUCAAAUACUAUGUGAAAUAUUUCGAUAUAAACGGUGAUGGAAUAGUUGAUGAGAAAGAGUUCAUCCGUGUAAUGGAACGAGACCAAGCAACAAUGGACCAGUCGAAAUCGAACGCUAAAGGUCGUAAGCGGGAUCCAGGCGUAGCAUGGAUACUCGACUUUAAUAACGACGGUAUCGCCAGCUAUACGGAAGUUGAUGACGCGCCAGAAAUUUUGGAAAAGGGUCCAACGUUGUUGCCUGUUUUCAAAGACGAAUUGUGA
Messenger RNA from Necator americanus (New World hookworm), 900 nucleotides. RefSeq lists its product as uncharacterized. NCBI's taxonomy places the organism in Eukaryota, Metazoa, Nematoda, Chromadorea, Rhabditida, Ancylostomatidae. The transcript has 9 exons. The record is from RefSeq and is a predicted model, not a curated record. Gene Ontology annotation, molecular function: calcium ion binding; peptidyl-prolyl cis-trans isomerase activity. The coding region runs from base 1 to 900 and encodes 299 amino acids.